AUGACAUGCUGGAUAGGGGAGAAAGCAUACCACGACUGCUAUCAGGCUGCCCUCUUCCAUAACAACCCCUACAGAUGGAUUGGAUCAUCCUAUGCCCCGGGUUCCACUAGUUAUAAUUCCAUAUCACGUCCUGAUGCGACUUGCUAUACUGGGGCUCUCCGACGAACAAUCUCCUUGAAUGCAAAAUUGAACUCAGAUGCACAGGCUGCCAUUGAUGCCAUUGAACCUGCAAUGAACAUAUGGCCAGAGGAACCAAAACCUGCAGGCAUGAAGGUGGACGCCACAUCAUCAAGCUCAAGAGAUUUGGAGGCACCAGCUAGCAGUAUCAAAAAUGCUAAAUCGUCCAGAUUCUCGGGCUUAAAGAAAACAUUAUCUAUUAUGUCACCUGAGGCUAGAGCAGCCGCCAAAGCAACAAAGGCAGCCUCUCAAAGAAUUGAGCUACGAAGUGCAAUCCUGACUGAGGAAAGCAGCCGGUGGCCAGAUGCAGAAUGGCGACAGAUUGUGGCCACUCAUCAAGCGAAAGUAGGCAUUACACAGAAUAUUGCUGAACUUCGCGCCCGUCAACCCAUCCAAUACCUUCAUCUCCUGAGAGCAGGUUAUUUUGAACCAAUUCCAGUAGCAUGGGCAGACAAUGCUUCAAAUCCUCUUAAAUUCACCAUUGACUCUGCAGCUGGAUGGAGAGGAAUAACGCCAGCCUGGCGGGGAUUUGAGGAUACUGCCGAGGAAAGGCUGUACUGGGUUCUGAAUCAUAGGCAAAGCCCCACGGGGCAGAGAAUGAAGCCUGAUAUUAUCUCCGCAAUGAACAUGGCUCUCUCUAGAAUGGCCUCUGCUGUUGAACCACCUCCUACAUAUUUUUCAAUCGAUGAUACCUGCCAUCUUCAACAUAAGUCAAAAGGCUACUAG
Messenger RNA from Penicillium taxi, 903 nucleotides. RefSeq lists its product as uncharacterized. The record is from RefSeq and is a predicted model, not a curated record. The transcript has a single exon. Lineage: Eukaryota; Fungi; Ascomycota; Eurotiomycetes; Eurotiales; Aspergillaceae. Bases 1 to 903 code for a protein of 300 amino acids.